AUGGCUGAUGAUUUAUCUUCACGUUGGAAAAACCUUAAUAUAUCCCCUGAAGAAAAAGAGUACGUAGACCUUAGAGUAGAAGGUGCAAAGAUGGAUGUUCGUUUAUCUUUAUGUUUACUAGGACAACUUAUAACAAACAAGAAAUUUAACAAAGAAGCCAUGAAAAGAACACUUAAGAGUGUAUGGAAUCUUUCGAACGGGGUUGUAAUCCGAAAUCUAGACUAUGAUAUCUUCAUGUUUCAAUUCUUUCAUUGGAAAGACAUGAAGAAGGUACAAGAUGGCGCGCCAUGGUGCUUUGAUAACCAAUUGUUGGUGCUUAAAGAAGUCGAAAGUGGCAAGCAACCUUGGCAAGUGGAAUUUACACAAUGUUUGUUUUGGUUAAGGAUUUAUGACUUGCCCUUUGAUAGUAACACGGUUGAGGAUGCUAAGGCUGUUGCGAGUAGGGUAGGGGAGGUUGUAGAGGUGAAUGAGAUUGAUGAGGUAGGGUGGGAGACAUCGUUUAGAGUACGAGUUUUGAUGGAUAUUAGGAAGCCUAUAAAGAGAUGGCAGAAGAUAAAGAAUAAGGCAGGACAGGAUGCUUGGGUUGUGUUUAAGUAUGAGAGACUUCCUAUGCUUUGUUUCGAGUGUGGGUUGAUUGGUCAUACUGAUAAGGAUUGUCUGGAGGAUAGGACCAAAGCGAGGAAGGAAGUUUUAGAGCUGAAGGCUCGAGGUCCAUUGGAGUUCAUCCCAUUACCGGAGGCUAUGAUGAAGGACAGAGAGGACAUGGAUAGCUAUAUUGAAGGUACAGAGAAUAUGAUGCAGGCCAAUAUCAGCAAAAUUACUAACCUGACUAAUAUUAAGAGUACAGAGAAUAUGCUGCAGACCAAUAUCAGCACGACUGGUGCAGGCACGAAAAAUAUGCUGCAGAUUAAUAUCCACGCGACUGGUGCAGGUACAGAGAAUAUGAUGCAGACCAAUAUCAGCACAACUGGUGCAGCGAAUAAGCAGGGUGACCAAUGCAUCGAUGAUUUCGAGUUUCUAUUGAUGAAAUCGCAGUGGAACGAUUUAUACUCCUAG
This is a messenger RNA of Chenopodium quinoa (quinoa), 1056 nucleotides long. RefSeq lists its product as uncharacterized. Lineage: Eukaryota; Viridiplantae; Streptophyta; Magnoliopsida; Caryophyllales; Amaranthaceae. Gene Ontology annotation, molecular function: nucleic acid binding; zinc ion binding. The record is from RefSeq and is a predicted model, not a curated record. Bases 1 to 1056 code for a protein of 351 amino acids. The transcript is spliced from 2 exons.